Molecule: messenger RNA, 7559 nt
Organism: Amoebophrya sp. A120
Lineage: Eukaryota; Dinophyceae; Syndiniales; Amoebophryaceae
Source: the annotation of a GenBank genome assembly
GUCAACUUGAACUUCUACGGCGGAAAAAAAGAGGAACGCAAAGUUUGUAGCGCAGACGCGUCCUAAUAUAAUGUAGAUUCAGUACGGAUAAAGAAUUAUUUGAUUUUUUUCUGCAGCGAUUCUACCACAGAACACAAAUGUUUUGGCUAAGUAAGUAUUGAAAUUGGGAACCGGUCUAAUCAUAAACCCCUCGCCAACAUUCUGUCUUUCCCACGACAAAAGUAGAGCGUCGUAGUCACUAAAAGUAGUAACCCUAACCGCCAAGAAGAAAAAAUCUCCAGUGAUUUUACCGCUAUUACCAUACCCUCGGCCCAAGUGAAAAAAUUACUUCGAAAAACACUACACAAGUAAAGCGAAUAUAAACAGUAACACACCAUGACGGCCCCCAACGGUACUUCUACAACUACCGCCGCCGCGGCAGUUCCCGCGCAGGAUGAGAACGAGCAGAAGUUCCUGGAUAAGUUUUCCCGGCAGAACGCGGCCUUCGGUGCGGAAACGACGCUGAAAAUGACAAAGUUGAAGAUUCUCGUUGUCGGCGGCGGAAACGGGGUCGGGAUCGAGACCUGCAAGAAUUUGGUUUUACAAGGAUGCGGCGGUCUGACGAUUUUCGACGAUAGUAUCGUGAAGCCGAAGGACUUGGGCGUGAAUUUUUUUCUCCAGCAGGAAGACAUCGGAAAGAAGAAGCACGACGUAAUUCCACCGAGAUUACAGGAGCUGAACCCGUUGUGCAAGAUCGCCGGGGGACUGCCAGAUGUAACAACUUUGUCCGAAAAGGCAGUUUUGGAGAACAAAUUCUCCGUGAUGAUCAUCACCGACAGCAGCUUCCGUUUUGAAGAAUUGAAAAGUUACAACGAAUUCUGCCGCAAGAACAAGAUUUCCUUCCUCUACGCCCGGUCGAAUGGCGUGUUCGCCACCAUUUUUGCGGACCACGGCGACGACCACUUGGUAAACGACAAAAACGGCGAAAACCCCCUGGUGCGGAUCAUUGAGUCCAUCGAGAAAGCGGACCAAGACCCCCUGGUCCGGUUUUCCGUGCCUGAGGGGCAGAAGCCGGAAACCUUCCCGGAAAACAGCUACAUCGAGCUUUCCUCCGGGGACAUUGUCGGGUUGAAGGGGAUAGAGAAGCACACGGAGGAACUGAAACUCCCGAACGGGCGAGUAGAAAAGCUCGUCAACUAUCAAAUGUAAAAAUGUCUGGGUCUGGAAGAGUCAUGCUGUUUUUGCAUGACACAGAAGGUCUCUCAUGGAAAUUUUAGCAUCACAGGUUUCGAGAAGCUUCCGCAAUGCCGAAUCCGCAUGAGAAGUCUCCUAUUUUGCUGACAGAAAGUGGGCAGCUUUCGGUACGUAUGCAUGAGAGACUUUUCUGUGUUCUGAGAUACGCAUUACAAGUUGCAUUCUUCCAGACCCAGACAUUUUUGCAUUUGAUAUCAACUGCUGGAAAACGACGCAAAAAUCCGGGGAUAUCCUGAGUAAAAACGUACCCACACCAUAGUUGUCAUGCAACUCUGCAUGCUUAAAAUGUUUCUCAUGCGGAGCCCCAUGAGAGAUUUUCUAGUGCGGUUUUGAAAUUUGUCAUGCUCCAAUCAGCACGAGAUACUAGAUCUGUAAUGCUGCUAAACUAGCUCAAACAGCACUACACUACGCGGACAAACCUGUCAUGCCAAACAACCAAAGCUGGCUGAUUUGUCUAGCAGAUUCCCCAUCCUGACUCUGGUGUGGGUACGUUUUUACUCAGGAUAGGGGACCCGUCGAACUCAUUGCGGUUGGUCGGGAGUACGAUGGAAUACGAGGGGGAGUAUGUGAAAGGAGGAACAUUGACGGAAAAGAAGGUAUGAUUAUGCGUUGUUGAAAUAACUAUCAGGGAAAAUAAAUUUCUUCGCUGUAUAAUUAUGCAGCAGAAAUGACUUCUUGUUCUUGUUCGCAGCGGCACAUGAACGCUUGUGCAUCCCGACGUUCAAUCAUAUUGCAACAUGACGCGCACCCCUGCUACGUACAUAGGUUCCUUCGCCCUAUACAUUUAAAAAUCGGUAAAUCCAGGUAAACGAACACGUUCCCUCGCAUCCAUUUUCCGCGAAACUGGCAAACCCGGGCAUUCCCUUCAUGGACAUGACGGGCACGGACAUGCUGGACUUCGGCUCGGAGUUGCAGGUCCACCUCGGCUAUGCACUGCAAAAGUAUCGUACUAGUAUAAGUAGCAUCACAAAUUCCCUCAGCAUUAGAAAUGGAAUUUGUAAUGCGGAUUCCCCCAAGCCCAAAGAAAGGGAUUUGUAAUGCAUGACAUCGAUUAGUACGAGUACGAUACUUUUGCACAGGAUAUCGGCAUGGCCACCGUUCUGUACUCAAAGCCGGAAGAGAAGUAUCUCCUACCCGAAAUGCCGAAGGAAAAAAUCGUGGAAAAGGCGAAGCAGCUGCUGUCCGGCGAGGGGAAGAAGCUGGACUUGGACAUAGAAGUCAACGAGGACCUCGUGUACGAGUACGUACGGCAAUCCAACAUCGAACUGCAGCCCUUGUCCGCAUUUCUCGGCGGGGUGCUGGGACAGGAGGCAGUGAAGGUAUGAUUAUUUCAGAAAUAAUUGGAUGCCUUGCAAAACUACGAAGCAACUAGAAGCGGUCCUCGCAAGCUUCUUGGCUCUAUCUUGUUUCGGUAGACGAGGUACCUGGAGCAAAGAAAUCGACGCAGAUGCAGAAUAAUAAUCAUGGAGACUAUAAAAGAGAAAAAACCACUACACAGAUCACGGGCAAGUUUACCCCCAUCCCGGGCUUCCUGCAUUUCCACGCCCGGGAAGCGCUUCCGGACAGCGAGAAGAAGCCGACCGACUUGCCCAAAUCCCAAAGCGAGAUCGACGAAUCCAGGUACGGCGACCUGGAAGCGCUGUACGGAAAGCAGUUUAUCGCCAAACUGCAGAAUCUCAAGCUCUUCAUGGUCGGCUGCGGGGCGCUUGGGUGUGAGUUGCUGAAGAACUUCGCGUUGAAUGGGAUUUGCUGUCCUCCGGAUAGUAGUCCAACGACUUCCAGUAGUGAAGUUGGAAAACAAGAACAUCAACCAAAAGGAAAGUUGACCGUGACGGACGCGGAUCGAAUCGAGUUGUCGAACUUGGCGCGGCAGUUUCUAUUCCGCGAGCACAACGUGGGGCAGCCAAAGUCGGUCGCGGCCGGCGAGAUGGCGAAGAAGAUGUCAAGGUGGCAGAAGAAAGCGGGAGGCAAAAACGAAUUGAACAUCCGGUCCCUGGAGAUGUUCGUUGGCAAAUCCACCGAGGAAGAGUUUGACGACAAGUUUUGGAUGGAUUUGGACCUGGUCGUCAACGCCCUGGACAACAUGGAGGCCAGACUUUACGUGGACGACCAGUGCUGCAAGUACGAAAAACCGCUUUUGGAAUCCGGUACCAUGGGACCGAGCGGAAACGUGGAUCCCGUGGUGCCGUUCAUCACGAAAACCUACAGGGACGGCGGGCAGGCGUAUAUCUUUUUUCGCCGAGUUGUCUGUUUGUGUUUUGUCUUGAUGUGUUUGUCGUGUCCUCUCACUCUACUGUUGCCAGCAUUUAUUCUUGUCUUCUACCAACAUUUUCCCUGAUUUACAUCUCUAUUAAAGUACGCCCUAAAAGUAAAAUGUUAACGACCCAACUGAUCUACAUGAACAGUGCCCAGGGCGGCGGCAUUCCCAUGUGCACGCUGCGCAACUUUCCUCACCUGCCCGACCAUUGCAUCGAGUGGGCGCGCGACUUGUUCGAGAUGGUGUUGGUAAAGACCGUGAAGUAUUGCGAGGAAAAAUCCCCCCUCCCCAUACCAGACGCAGACCGGGAUACUUCUGAAAAUUUGUGAUGCUGUUUUGAGACCACAAACCGUCGCUGUAUUGCAAGAAGGCAAAUCCAAAAACCUUGGCGCGUCCUGGUCCUGCAGGGAAUUUGUAAUGCUAUACGGCCUACGGAGGAUAUACCGGCCUUGCUAGACGGCUACACCAAAACGCCCCUGCUCCGGUUUGGUAUCCGCCUGUACUCCUUUACUGCAAGACAAGGCCGAUUUGUGUACACGUAUCCCGCAUGGCAGAUUUCCAUUUCGAUAUGGGGAGGGGGGAUUUUUCCCUUUGAUAUGAAACAGCUCGCAAAGUGCAUCGAGGACGUCGACAGCUUCGUGGAGGAGGCGAAUCUCGAGGCCACCACAGACGUCGCGCAGUCGCUCUUUGAAGCGAGGAUUCUCCUGUCCUUCGUCACUGCGAUCGAAUCCCCCUCUCUGAAGGCCGCCGGGCAGGUCGCCUUCGACCUGUUCCACUUGCUGUUCCGGGACAAGAUUUAUCUCGUGCAAAAGUAUCGUACUCGUACAUAAUUGCUAUCAUGCAUGACAAGUAUCCCUUUUUAGGUUGUGAAUCAGCAUGACAAAUUCCAUUUUCUUUUUGAAAAAACUUGUGAUGUGAUUUAAACUAGUACGAUAGUUUUGCAAUGCAUAAGAUUAAGGACCUCGUGACCGCGUUCCCGGAGAGCCACCGGAUGAUUGACCCCGAGACGAAGGCGGACAAGGGCCCCUUUUGGACCGGGCACAAGAGGUUUCCGAAAAUUGCUGCCUUCGACGUGGAGAACAAAACGCACUGCGAGUUCAUGAUCGCGGCCACCAACCUCAUCGCCGUGACGAUCGGUGCAAAUCCAGUGAAAAUCGACGGGGACGACAGUUGGGUCAAGGAGCAAAGGACCAAGGACUGGCUGAAACGAGAGGUGCUAGGCGGCGGAAGUGGAGCAGCAUCGUCACCUCUAAAAAUCCCGGAAUACAUGUCCGGUGGGGUGAAGGUGGAUGACGACCCGAAUUUGGCCGACCAGCAAAACACCGCAAAACUGUCCGAAACGGAAGACAAGGAGGGCGCAAGUUCUUCGGGGAAGGCAGUCCUCGCCCGAGUCGUCGCGGAGUUGAAGCAGAAGUGCAAGGCUUUGGGAACAACAAAAAGUAAAUCAAAAAUCGCGGAUGCCCUGGAGGAGGCGGAUUUUGAGAAGGAUGAUGACUUCAACUUUCACAUUUCGUUCAUCACGCAGGCCGCCAACCUCCGGGCCGACAACUACUCGAUCACCAACUCGGAUUUCCAGAAAGUGAAACUAAUCGCGGGCCGCAUCAUCCCCGCGAUCGCAACCACGACCGCGGCGGUCACGGGCUUGGUGAUUUUGGAGCUCUUUAAGGUGUUGUUGAAGAAGCCCGUCACCGCGCUAAGGCAGCGAUUAGUCGGGCUAGCGACCAACACGUACACGAGCUUUGAGGCGGACGAGCCGAAGAAGUUGAAGUCGGGGGAAUCCGUGGAGAAACCGGAUCCGACGUCUUUGCCGAAAGACGCGUUCGACGAGGCGGGGAAGAUCAAGUAUCCUAAGGAAAAACGUCCGCACCCCAGAGUCAAGAUGUGGGUUUUGCAACACAAACCUUGAAGUUUUGGGAGCCACGCAUGACAAAUAGCAGACUGUAUUGUAGUGCAGGUUAGCAAGGGAAGUCGCAUUACAAAUCUAUCUGCUUAUCCUGUUUACAGCUUUACAAGUUCCAAAACGCGAUCGCAUAUGCCUAUCAUGGGGAUGCGCAUUACAAAUGCUCUUGUGCUUGCAGAUCUGCAUGACAAGAACUCGGGGGUGGGGAUGUUUUUGCAGAGGAUAUCAAGGAGGAGUUUUUCAUCAAGGAAAAGUACGCGGCCUACCCGAACUAUGGAUGUGUCAGGAUCGAAAUCGACAAAGUUGAAAUGAUUAUGAUUUGUCAUGCAUAAGAUGCAACCCACAGAGUGCCUGUCUUGCAGAGUAGGCAAGUGAGGCAGGUUGUAAGCCUGUUGAGGGGUAGACAUCGACAUGGAGCUGCUAAAGUAGCACGACAAAAGGCGUCUUCCUUACCCAAACGGCAUGACAAACUAGAUUUCGGCUCUACCCAGAUUUAUUGUCAUGCGCCACUGGGAAACUGGGUUAACACUGGCAUCCAUUUUAUGCAUGGCAAAUCAUCUAUUCAACUUUGUCGAUUUCGAUCCUGACCGUUCCAUACGAACCCACACUCCGUUUGGGACAAACUGACGGUACCGACGGGGGGCGCGAUGAAAAUGAAGGAUUUUAUGUCCUGGCUCGAGGACGACCACAACUUGGUCAUGACCAAUAUGGCGUUCUCAAAUGUUACAUUCUCAGCUGUUGCAUGAAUUUGUGAUGCUAAAACAGCAAGAGUGAAAGGGGGAAGAUUGCGCCUCUUGCAAUACAGGUCUGGCACAGGUUUAGAUACUGUCUAGCCCUUCGAAAACUUGUCAUGCGAAGCAGCUUGAUGGUGUAGAUGCUGAUGAGAGUUUUGCAUGACAAAUUAUGUAACAGUUGAGAAUGUAACGUUUGAGAACGCCAUAACCAAUUGGGCCUUCAUCAUCGGACACAAGAAAGGUACUGUGUAAAUGUGGUGCUCUACGUACUUUAAUUCUUGCGCCACGACAGAAUCGCUGUUUCUUAUUCUUUGGGAGGUUACCUAUACCUCCUCAAUCGUAUUCGUAACACAAAUUCUUAGGUGGUGACGACGGCAAGGAGAAGAUCCCCGUGUCCACCCAAGUCUAUCCCUUCGCCAUCGCGCUCGACCCGAAGCUGAUUCCCGACCUGACGCUGGACCAGCAAACUGCGAUGUCCAACAUCAUGAAAUCCACCACCAUUCCGCAGAAUUUGAAAAUGAAGUACAUGAACGAGUGGAGGAACUUAUCCUGUGCAAAAGUAUCGUACUCGUAUAUUAUUGCAAUCAUGCAUUGCAAAUCUUUAUCUUAAGGUAAAUCCGCAUUACAAAUUUUAUCUCUCAUGCUGAGGAAAUUUGUAAUGCAUUUAUACGAGUGCGAUGCUUUUGCAGUUCAUAGAACUGCAAAGCCACCGGGAAGCUUCCGGAGCCCGUGAACGCCGAACUGCAGAUCAACAACGACACGCCGCUGGAGAAAGUGCUGCGCGUGAUGGCGACCAAAGCGGAGCAGGCGGUCAAGGACGGCAAAAUUGACGCCAAAUUGGGGGCGACGAUCACGCAUACGCAGCUGGACAACGCGAAGUUCUGGCUGAUUCCCUCCGAAGAAACGCCGAGCUGCGAAACCAACCCGACCUACGUCGACGGGGACGACGAGGCGGUGGAUGUGAAGUAUCUCGCCGCGAUAAAAAUCCCCUUGGUGACCGAAGGUGCGGGGUCGAGUGGCGACAUGAAGGUGGAAGACGUGGAAAUGGCGUAGAGUGACGAAGAUUGGAUCAUAUGAUGGAUGAUAUACACUCUGCCAUUGUUUAUGUUUGCUUGCUCAAUCAUGCUCAUUCAAGAUAAAUUUUAUACCGAAAGCGAAAAGUAGUAGAUCUAGAUUUAGAUUUUUUGAAAGCUGUAAUUAUAUGAACGCUGCCGCUGCGCUGCCCUUGCCUGUAGUGCCGUAAUUCGAAACUGAGAAUACAGCUUUGGCGAGGUGGACACACAUGAAAAAUACGCCAAGGUGAUGCUCCAAUGGUGGCACGCCUUGCGGUGCAAACAGUGGCUAUGGCCAAUCGCAGAUGAAUCCAGAUGUUCACAUUCACUUCAACUACUUGAGAAAAGGUUUCGUUUUGUGCGCUUCCAUAUCGAACCGGAAC